Megalobrama amblycephala (Wuchang bream) is the source of this 1245-nucleotide messenger RNA. RefSeq names its product macrophage mannose receptor 1-like. The coding region runs from base 1 to 1086 and encodes 361 amino acids. The record is from RefSeq and is a predicted model, not a curated record. Lineage: Eukaryota; Metazoa; Chordata; Actinopteri; Cypriniformes; Xenocyprididae. The transcript has 5 exons.
AUGUCCAAAACUGGUCAACAAGGACCUGGCUGUGACACCGAGAUCUACGGCCAAGGAGAUCAACUGAUUUUCCUGCUGUUACGUCUGAUCCCAUCAACAGGAAUUCUCUCGAAGACCUUGUGCGACCCAUAUCGCUUUAUUCUGAUCGAAGAGCCGAAGACCUGGUUGGAAUCACAGUCGUACUGCAGAGAGAAACACUUGGACCUGGCUACGGUUCAGAGCGAUGAAGACAGAGUCAAACUAAAGGAGGCAGCAGAUGCUGCGAACUUCGACUCUUUUGCCUGGACUGGGUUCUACAACGGCAUCCUUACUUGGCGUUGGUCUUAUAAAAAUGAGGCGAUAAGCUAUGUAAAGUGGGACUCCUUGGAGCCGGACACGUACCGCACACACGAGGCCUGUGCAUUUAUAAAGAAAAACGAACUAUGGGGUGAUACAACCUGCCUUGAAGAAAAAUACUUUUUUUGUCAAACUGACAAGAGCAUAAUCGCAGAAAAGUUUCAGUAUAUCCAAAUGAGCAUGAAGUGGCGUGACGCUCAACUUUACUGCAGAACGAAUUACAUAGACCUGGCCACGAUUACAGACGACACGGAGAACAAGGCCCUCGCAGGCAUCAUUACUGACAAUAACGGUGAGGACGCAUGGAUCGGCUUGUCCAAGAACUUGUGGCUUUGGUCAGACCAGACCAACGUGUCAUGGUCUUUGGUCAAAUGGGAGCCCGGACAGCCAGACAACAUCGAUGGUUGGGAAGAGUGUGCGAGUGCAGGUACUGAAGGACAGAUGGCUGACGUCUCGUGCUCAAAUCUACAGUUCUUCUACUGCAAAGCCCCUGAUGAUCCACCAGUUAGGAAAAUAAAUCUUGUCAGAGUUGCGGUGAAAUCAGCUGGAUAUCUGAACGAAUAUGCAGUAAUGGCAGCCAUUGAAAAGAAGGUGAAUCAGAUGCUCUCAGAGCAAAUGAUGGACACUGGAUCCAACGUAACAUGGCGAGUCCAUCCUGAUGGGAAGAUCUUCCAUUUGCAAGAAAAUCACACACAAAAGACAACAACAACAACAGCAGCAUGUGAAGAGAAAGAGCCGAUGGAAAGUUAGACACUCUGAAACGUGCAAUGACUUCUAUAAACAUUUAUGAAACUUUAGAGGUAUAUAUAAUAAAUGAGAUUAAUAUGUUUAACUACAUCACAUUUAAUGUUAUUGCUUUGAUGCUUUACAUACUGCACAAAUAUUUAUGAAUAAAAAUAAAAAUGUACA